Messenger RNA from Drosophila serrata, 1954 nucleotides. RefSeq lists its product as uncharacterized. NCBI's taxonomy places the organism in Eukaryota, Metazoa, Arthropoda, Insecta, Diptera, Drosophilidae. The record is from RefSeq and is a predicted model, not a curated record.
AUGCAUUUUAAGAAACAAGCCAGCGAUGACGAAGACAACGAAAUCGAGAUUGUGGAGCCCAAAACGGAUACGAUUACCAUAGAUUCCGAUAACGACGAUGACACUCCCUCGACCUCAACACAACAGAAGGCCAUGAUGAAGAUUGUAUCGGUGACAUCGGCGGCUCCGAAGAAGGAAGUGAUAGAGAACCAAACUGAUAUCGAUGUGGCUGCCUUCAGCUCCACGAUCUUGGCCAGCCUGCUAGAAGUGGACAUACACGAGGGCUCCGGUGACCCCAAGGCCAUUUCUCCCGGUCAGAAGAAGCAGCCGCGCAAGAAGACCACGAACAAACCCAAUCCAGCAUUGCUGCAGCUAGAACGCCAACGUAUGGAGGAGCUGAAGCGAUCCGAUGUCAAGUUGAAAAAGAAGUGCGUGGUAAAACUCCGACGCGCUGAGGACGAGUUUGAGGUGGCUCGCCAAUGGAUGGAUAGAUUCAGACAGCGGGAUCAGGAUGCUCAAGGAGAUGCCACCAAGAUCACUGAUACUGCGGAAGCAUCGCCAGCCAAAGCUCCAAGUGAAAUUGAUCUUGAGGAGUCAGCGAAGAAUUCUCCGCCAAACAACGAUCACCAGCCUAUGGAAAUUGAAAUUCAACUAAAUACUUUGGCUCCUGAAUUGCAAGAAAAAGAAAUUACGAGCAAGGAAAAGGAGUCCGAAGACUUAAAGCUAAAAGAAUCCGAUAAGCAACCACUUCCGGACGACAAGAAUAAAGAUAAACCCGUAAAGAAGGAAAAAAUCGGAGAAAUGUUAAAGACUGCCAUCAAGAUAAAAAUAUCACAGAAAGCACAAACAGGAGGAGAAGUAAAAACAGAAGAAAAAAGACUAACAGAAGAGAGAGAAAAGGCGGUAACAGCAGAGCAGAACAAGGCUGUAGGGGAAGAAGGUCAAGUAGACAAAGCUAUCUCGGAGAAUAUAUCAGAAAAGGAUAGUCCCGACGAAAAGAAAAAGGAAUCCGCGUCUCAGACUGAAAAACUAGCAGAAAAAGAUAAAACUGAACAGAAGAAAAAGAAGGAAAAAGUAGAUGGGACAGAAGUCAUUGAAGAAGAGGACCCAGAUCAAGAAUCAUCUAAGGAAAAGGAACCACCGGCGUCCGAAAAGGAACGGGCUAUUGAUGAAGAUGAAUCCUUGACCGACAAAAUCCCAGAAAGCUAUCAGUCAGAUGAAAAAGAUAAGAAAGCUCCUACUGAAACUGUCUCAGAAGCGCCUACCGAAGCAGCAGCUCCUUUAGAGGCAGACCCAAGCCCAGAUGCAGAUAAAGUUGUGCCACAAGAAUCCAUUUUCCAGAAUGAAGAACUCACAAAACAAGACCCAGCCGCGGACCUACUUGAAGCUAUGGACACAUCGACUGAUAAUGGGAAGUCCUUGGCAGGUGAGCUUGUAGAAGGCAUGGAUGUGAUUGAAUUAGACGAACCUCCUAAAGAAUUACUCGAUUGCGGUAUCGACGAAGUAAUUUCCAUGGAUGGCAUCGAACUGAGUUGUGCCACUGAAGAGCUGAUGAAAGCCUUGGCCAGUAGUCCCAGUGCUCUCACUUCCGAAAAUGCCACCCUAGACGCGACUGAUUUGAAUGCUGAUGAACUAAUAGAAACCCUUCCACUGGAAACCACAGAGCCUCCUGAGAUCCUUCUCAAAGAAGACGACAAUGGAGAGACUGGAAAUAGUGAGGCACCUAUAAUCAACAGUGGUGAAAACGGUGGGACCGACCAGGAGGAGGCCGGUGAGGCUACCGCACCCGAAGAUGUCGCUGCCACGGGACACAUACAAGGCUAGUUUGUGGUGAUCAUAAGAGGUCCCUCCACAGAAGGAAAAACUUAACGCGAGGACCUAAGGUUCUUCCUAAACAGACGAAAGACAAAGGAUGCUAAACAAGCCACAAUUUUGUAUAUUAAACAUCGUAGAUCUACGAUUCUUUUAAAAAUAA